ACACAUCCUGAGUGCAUCAUCAUGCUGGCGAUCGAACACGAGCAUGAGAAAUGCCUGGCGGACUCCGGCCUGGACAAUCAGACAGUAGGUUGCGGAAGGAUGUGGGACAACAUAACCUGCUGGCCCUCAGCAGCAGUGGGAGAAGUUGUGGUGAUCCCAUGCCCAACAUAUUUUAUCUUCUUCUCCAGUUCUCUGGGUAAUGUGACCAGGAACUGCACAAGCCAAGGCUGGGCAGACAUGUAUCCUGCCCCCUAUGCAGCAGCUUGUGGGUACGAUACCAACAGCACUCCAAUAGAAGAGACGACGUUCUAUGGCACAGUGAAGACCGGUUACACCAUUGGACAUAGUUUAUCUCUCAUUGCUCUCACUGCUGCUAUGAUCAUUUUGUGCCUCUUCAGAAAACUGCACUGCACUCGAAAUUACAUCCACAUGCAUCUCUUCAUGUCUUUCAUCAUGAGAGCCAUUGCAGUCUUCAUAAAGGACGUCAUCCUCUUUGAGAGCGGCGAGUCUGACCACUGCUCUACGAGUUCAGUGGGCUGCAAGGCCGCAAUGGUUUUCUUUCAGUACUGCAUCAUGGCCAACUUCUUCUGGCUGCUGGUGGAAGGCUUGUACCUACACACCCUUCUGGUCGUCUCUUUCUUCUCAGAGAGGAAGUACUUCUGGUGGUAUAUCCUGAUUGGUUGGGGUGCACCAUCGGUUUUCAUCACAGCCUGGACUCUCAUCAAGGUUCACUAUGAGAACAUCGGGUGUUGGGAGGACAUUGGCGAGUCCCGGUACUGGUUGAUCAUCAGAGCUCCUAUUGCGGUUUCUAUUUUGGUGAACUUCAUCCUCUUCAUUUGUAUUAUCCGGAUCCUGUUCCAGAAGCUGCAUUCCCCAGAUGUCGGGCGCAAUGAAACCAGCCAGUACUCGAGACUGGCUAAGUCCACCCUGCUGCUGAUCCCGCUCUUUGGCGUCCACUACAUCGUGUUCGCCUUCUUCCCCGACAACUUCAAAAUGGAGAUAAAGCUCGUCUUCGAGCUCGUGCUCGGCUCCUUCCAGGGCUUUGUGGGGGCCGUUCUAUACUGUUUCCUCAACGGGGAGGUCCAAGCUGAGCUGAAGCGGAAGUGGCGCAGGUGGCACCUGGAGAGGUUCCUGGGCUCUGACAUGAAAUACCACCACCCGUCCGUUGGGAGCAAUGGUACCAACUUCAGCACUCAGAUCUCCAUGCUCACCAAGUACUCGCCUAAGACUCGCAGGUGCUCCAGCUUCCAAGCGGACUUCUCUCUGGUCUGAGGGGGAGAAACGCCCCAGCACGGAACACUUGAGAGAGAGAAACCAGCCAGGAAUUUGUUUAAAGCUGAAGAGUUGUUUUUAAAAAAGACGCUCCCCAUGAGUCAAACAAAGGGCAUGAAACUGGAAAAGCCGCUGACGUCCUGAACGAGAAGAGACAAGUCAGGACACAGAGAUCUUUUUUCCUUCUUUCCAGACCUUUAACUACAGGCUCGUCCCUGGGCAAUGGAGAAAUUCACAAACUGACUAUUAAACUUGUGCACAACUCCAGCUUGCCUGGGGAGGGCCUAGGCGAUUCUGAAAGGCUCGUGAAUAGGGGGCAGGGGAUAAUUAAUGGCUUCACCUGAGCCAGCUUCUCGGAAACAGGUAGAAACGAUGCACUUUUUAAAAUGAGCCAAUGAGAAAAAACCCAUGCUUUUAAUGUGCCAAGAGUCCGAUCGGUAAGGGACAGCAGUGAGACGAGGAAGGACCUAGAAGCAGGGGACACAUUGUAGUAGGGUGCAGAGUUGUGCGCAUCCAGAUGCGUUUCACAUUGCUACAAAGAAGCUGAAAGACCAGAACGUCAUCUCAUCGGCUCCGGAACCAGAGUGGAAUCUGCAACUCGCCAAUCUGUAUUGCCCUCGUUAAUAAAAGCUUUCAGAGUACCUCCACCGGCGACGAUGCCUCCGAAAUGUAGCUUGCUGAGGAGCUAAAAUGUAAACGCCCUUUUCUGCACUAUACUCAUUAUGUUUUUUUUUAAAACAGGAUAUAAUAGACUUGCAUGACUAAUGUAUAUAAACAAGGUACAGGUGCCAAUUCAGUUGCAUGGCUGUGUUUUCCACAA
Messenger RNA from Terrapene triunguis (Three-toed box turtle), 2092 nucleotides. RefSeq names its product vasoactive intestinal peptide receptor 1 (gene VIPR1). The transcript has 12 exons. Gene Ontology annotation, biological process: adenylate cyclase-modulating G protein-coupled receptor signaling pathway; cell surface receptor signaling pathway. Lineage: Eukaryota; Metazoa; Chordata; Testudines; Emydidae. Gene Ontology annotation, molecular function: G protein-coupled peptide receptor activity; vasoactive intestinal polypeptide receptor activity; peptide hormone binding. Bases 22 to 1272 code for a protein of 416 amino acids. The record is from RefSeq and is a predicted model, not a curated record. Gene Ontology annotation, cellular component: plasma membrane.